Molecule: messenger RNA, 423 nt
Organism: Bipolaris oryzae ATCC 44560
Lineage: Eukaryota; Fungi; Ascomycota; Dothideomycetes; Pleosporales; Pleosporaceae
Exons: 2
Coding region: 1-423 (140 amino acids)
Source: RefSeq, a predicted model, not a curated record
AUGUCGGACGACAGAGAUGCCCAGGACUAUCUGCGCCUGAUCUGGUUCUUCGAGAGCGUCCUCAGCCACGUCGAAAGAGGCGCCGACUAUAUACCGUCACAGUUGCAGCCGCUGCCGACUGUGCAGCCUCGAGAAUACGGGGCACCAGCGGCCACACAGAAUCCAUACGAUGCCUGGAGCCACCAAUGCACUCUCUCUGCCGCCGCACCAAGCAGCCAUUGUCUGCAGGGCCGCGCCGUGACCAUCAAAGAUAACAUUUGCGUGCAAGGCCUGCCGGCAACACUUGGAGCGCCGGCCCCGAUCCUUUCCAACCAGAACAAAUACCCCGUGUCCCCCAUUGAUGCCACUGUCGUCUCUCGUGUUCUGGCCGCGGGCGGAACCAUCAAAGGCACGUCCACGUGUGACACGGCUCUCGAACCUUAG